Quercus lobata is the source of this 564-nucleotide messenger RNA. RefSeq lists its product as uncharacterized. Gene Ontology annotation, molecular function: RNA-DNA hybrid ribonuclease activity; nucleic acid binding. The transcript has 2 exons. The coding region runs from base 1 to 564 and encodes 187 amino acids. The record is from RefSeq and is a predicted model, not a curated record. Lineage: Eukaryota; Viridiplantae; Streptophyta; Magnoliopsida; Fagales; Fagaceae.
AUGAGAUGGAUUCCGCUAGACUUUCCAUGGUAUAAGAUCAACACCGAUGCUGCUGUCUUCUCCGCCUCCAAAUCUGUGGGUGUUGGCGUUGUAGUAUGUGACCACGAGGGCUCUGUUUUGGCAGCUCUAAACAAGCGCAUGCCACUACCUUUGGGACCUCUAGAAGCCGAAGCAAAACCCACUCAUGAAGCAGUCUCCUUUGCCAAAGAUAUUGGACUCCAAGAUUUCAUUUCUGAGACAGACUCAACCACUAUUUUAAAUGCUCUAAAUGACAUAUCCACGACGCCUACUAGCAUUGACAACGUCAUGCGAGACACUCAUCACAGUUUGCAAGCUUUUCGAAAGUCAUGGGUACAGCAUGUCAAGCGACUUGGAAAUAGGCCAGCACACACUUUGGCACAUCCUGCCAAAGGAAUUGAUGAUUUUGUUACAUGGAUUGAGGAAACUCCACCAUGUAUUGAACCUUUUGUUUUUCCGGAUACUUUAUCCAUUGCAUAUGAAUAUAUGAGAUAUCUUGUGCCUUGUGGUGGAAAGGGUGAAGCCAUGGAGAAGGAGAUAGAUUAG